AGAAACCAAAAAGUUGUUUUUAAGAAUUCAUGUAUGUGAAAUCGCUAAGUAACAACUAUUUCCUCACCUGUCCAGAUGUUUGUCAUUUUUAUCAUACAUAUUCAAUGUGCGUUAAAAUUACAUUUCAUACAGACCACUCAUCAUAAUCAUCCGGAUACGUGGGUUAUUUGAAUUCUAGCGAUAUUAAAUAUAACGUAAAACAAGCAAAUUCGGACCCUUUGAGAAUAAAAUUUUUGUUCAUGUGCAUAUUAUGUGUUAGAAGUGGGUAAGUUGAAUUAGAUUAAUUAGGAUUUUGAAGGAACAAGGAAAUGAGUGAUAGUACCUUAUGUCUGCUUUGAUUUAAUUUUUUAAUUUAUUUAGCUUCACGUCUUGCAGUUUUUAAGGUUAUUCAUCAAAAGAGUAUUUUGUUGAUCAUGAUGAGUAAAUUUCUUACCAAGUAUCUUUAACGUGAAUGAGUUUUUAAACUAAUUUAAAUCAGUAUUACUCUGAAUAUUAUUGGUUUGACAAGAUGAAACACAGUUGCUUUGCUUUUAGCAGUUAAAAUGCUUCCAAAUGGUAGUAUGUAUGACGUACAAUGCUUCAAUAAAUUUUCUAAACACUAGUCCUCAGCCUACUUAAUUAAUUAUUUCAAUCUACUGUCAAUUUCGAAAUUUCUACACUCUUCUGUAUUAACUCCAAAAAUAUGAUCCGUACUUUCGGAUAAAUUUCCAAAACCAACUACGUUUAAUCGCACUUAUGACGAAAAUUAAACCUCAUCUUUAACGUGGCCCGACUAAAGUGGUACUUUGAUAACUUUAACCAUUUUGCUUACUGUCAACUAGAAAGUUUCUUAUCUUGUUCCUAAUUUUUAUAAAUCACAAGUCCAGUGGGCUAUGGUUAGACCGUAAAAUAAAUAAGCUUCUAAAAGAUUAUAUUAAAGUCAAAAACACUACAUAAGUUAAGGAUACAUUAUCUUAGCCUGGGAUCCAUUCAGAAGGGGACGAGCAACUAGAACGCUAGUCACUCUAAAUUGAGUGCAUGAUUCGCUUUUAGAUUGCAUGGCAAUUUCUUCUGAGUUAGUAAUCUUUUCUAGAAUUUCAGAAGUACCUCUGUAGGACAGACUGUGUAAGUUGGAUACUCAGAGACAACUCAAACGGUUGUGUUCAUCAGAAAAACAACACUGUGUGAGGAGCAUCAAUUAUUAGCCUUAAAAUGUUAGUUUUAGUGGUUUGGGAAAGCUAAAAUGUUAAAAAGUCAUGAGAGAUGAAAGACGAAUUAUUUAAAAAACCUCAUUAUCUUUUAUGUAUCAAGAUUUUUGCCGUGUCUCCGACAAUAUUGUCUAUUGCGUUGAAAUUAUGUAGAUUCAAAAGCAUAAUUUGUUGGAACUUUUAUUUACUUCAUAGUUAUGCUACGUUUAGUAAGAAAAAUAAACUACGAAACUUUAAACCUUGAUUGAGGUUGCUUAUGACAAGUUGAUUUACAUAUCAAAACUCAAUGGGAAAUCUCAUCGAUUAUUUGAUUUCUGCUUUUUAUUUAAGAAUAUAUACAGCUGUAAAUAUGCUGAAGAUUUUUCAUUGGCUAGCUUGAGUCCACACCACGGUAUCGUUUAGUGGCAUGGCAUAGUAGCGUGGUUCUAUGAAUCUCAAGGUCCCUGAUGUUAACUUACUAGUGAUAUAAAUAAAGAAGUCAUUAAUUACUUCCGGAUAUGACAACAAAGUUAUCCAAUGCGUUUUAACACAAAAAAGGUCUUGAUUGGCUUUUCCGUGAGAAAGAAAGCAUCACGUGUUGACAAAAUGUUUUUCUUUCAUGUAUUCCAAAAGUAUAAGCAGGUGAUAAGAUUCUACACCUAUGGCACCACACAUAAUCUAAAAGGGCAUAUAAAGAUAGAUACUAAAUGACAGUAAAAAUAGCCGUAAUACGUGCAUGUAUAUGAAUAUAGUGGGUUAAAAAUUAAAGGAGAUAUAUAUUAGUAAAACCAAAUUGUACAUCUAAAAUAUUCUCAUUCAACCUGACGUGCUCAUAGGAUCCUAAUCCUUUCGAUUUAAAACUAAUACAUCUUCCUGUCGUGUUAACUUAUCGCUCCAAGUUAGUUCAUGUUUGCUUUUAAUCAUUUUCCCACUUUUUCAAAGUAGUUUUACUAGGAUUAUUAAGAUAUUAUCAUACAUAUUUACCAAAAUUGUCUAAUCCUAAGACAGUUUACAAUAUCUACCAAUUUAAGUCAUAAAAUCAUUUGAAAUCAAGCAGCGACAGGAAGUCGUUUUGUUCCAUUUUGAGGCUAGAUAUUCAUGCACAUCCAUGAAUAUACCGGAGACCGCACUCAGUAGUUCGAAUCACUAGAUCGUAACUCAGUGGUCCUCUGAUUCUUAAAUUUUUUAGUUGUUUAGCUGAAGUCACCUCAAUUGUGCAAUAUUUAAUAGUAAAUUUUCUAAUUUUGAGUAAGAUUUAUAAAUGUCAAUUUUGUAACUCUACAUCAUAGCUGUUAAGUUUGUCUUGAUUUUCAAUGGUUUUCUAUCCAUAAUAACUUCAUGAUGUAGAUUGUUACAAAUUUUAACAGUUUUCUUAACUUCAUUAUAUGUCAAUUCAUUUAACAACUUCAGGUUGACAAAAGUGAUAAACUUUUAAAACUUUCACUAGAUUUUGAUUGUUUAUCUAAGGCCCAGUCAACAACUACAUGAUACUAUUUUUCUACUCAAUCUGAUAAUGUUUACUAAUCUUUCACAUCUGUACAUAAGGAAAAUACUUAAACUACAUUAACUGAAUGGAAAUUAAUAUCAGAAGGGGUUUUGUGAAUAUUAUAGUGAUUUUCUAAUAAUUGAGAUCAUGAGUCAAUUAAAGAUAGACCACUAUGGAAAACGUAGAAGCAUUGGACGGCCGUUUCGUCCUACUAUGAGAUGCCUCAGCAAUAUGCAUCCACAAUCCCGUCUCGGGAGUUUUGAAUCGAGGACCUGUCGGUUUUGCGCGUCAACACUCAACCACUAGACCAUUGAGCAGGCUGAUAUUCAUUGAUGUUGAUGUCUAACUUCAACUAAUCCACGAAAUUGCGCGACCAUAUUCCAUUGUAUUGAGGUAGAUGCCUGUUUCUACCCGACACGGAUUAGCUUCACUGGUUACAGCUUCUCACUAGAACUCUGAGAAUUCCUUCACGAAUCCAGUCACUAGUGAGCACAUGGUAAUUAUCAGUAUAGAGUUGUAGAGAUUAUUAAGUUUUUGAUUGAGAUCAAUCUCCAUAACCUUACACUGAUAAGAAUUUUCUAUGAAUCUAUAUUAAAUGUCAAAACGGCAGCAACAACACAUGAACAAUUAUCUCUUCUCAAUUAUAUUUAGGAAUAACUUAAUGUAUGAAUUCAGUAAAUUACCAAUUACCAAAAGACAAAAACAAAAUACGAAUAUCGAUGAAAAUAACGAAGAAGAAGAAGAAGAAGAAGAAGAAGAAAAAGAAAAUGAAGAAACAAAGUUUUUCAUUGAUUUUUAUAAAACAUUUCAUCAAAUUCAAAUGAAUCAAAGCUGGUUUCCAAAAGAUCUACAUGAAUUUCUACAAGUUUAUAAUAUAAAUAAUUUUCCAGUUUUAAAUUUAAAUGAUAAAAUUCCCGCUGAAAAAAUUAAUUCAAUUACUCUAAAUGAUUUACAUGGUCUUUUUCAAUUUGAAAUUGAUUCAAAAAAUGUUAUUGAUCUAAUUCAAAAUAUGGAGAAACAAUUCAAUAAUGAUUUUAAACAAAUGAAAGAUAAAAUCAAUAGUUUGAAUAUAGUUACUAUAUGA
Schistosoma margrebowiei is the source of this 3736-nucleotide messenger RNA. The record is from the annotation of a GenBank genome assembly. Lineage: Eukaryota; Metazoa; Platyhelminthes; Trematoda; Strigeidida; Schistosomatidae.